GACCUAUCCCCCAGUCAAACAUCUUCUGACUUCUGAGAGCUGGCUCUUGAAGGAAGGAUACUCUAUGGACGGCAGUUUUGAGGGACUUUGAGAUAGAAAGAAAAAAUGCCUAAGGAAUAUAUGGAUGAGUAUGAGCCUCUGCUAAAAAAGGGUAUUAAAGACAAAAAGCGCUUAAAGCUUCCAAACAUAUCCCUGCUACUGGCCGUGUUUGCUGCUUGUGUUGGAGGAACAUUUCAGUAUGGAUAUAACAUAUCUGUCAUUAACGCACCUACAAUGUACGUACAAAGCUUCAUUAACCGCACCUGGAUGGAGCGCUACCAAACCAACAUCUCACAGGAAGGACUCACGCUGCUCUGGUCCACCAUUGUGUCCAUGUUCACCUUGGGAGGACUUAUAGGGGCAUCACUAGGCGGCACUUUGUCUGUGAAGCUGGGGAGGAGAGGAACAUUGCUCACUAAUAAUGCCUUUUCACUCAUGGCUGCUCUGCUGAUGGGUAUAAGCUCUACUGCAGGCUCAUUUGAGCUGCUCAUCAUUGGACGUCUCCUGAGUGGAAUCAAUGCAGGCAUUGCCCUGUGUGUUCAACCUCUUUACUUGGGGGAAAUAGCUCCAACUGCAUUACGUGGGGCCACAGGGAUGGGAACUUCAGUCUUCAUUACUGGUGGAAUCUUAACAGGACAAGUUAUGGGCCUCAAAGAAAUCCUGGGGAAAGAAGAGUACUGGCCCAUCCUGCUCUCCACCACCUGCAUCCCUGCGUUUAUGCAACUCCUGAUUCUGCCCUGGUUCCCAGAGAGUCCCCGUUUCUUGCUCAUUGAUAAAGGAGAUGAGGAUGGGUGUAAAAAAGCCUUGAGGCAGCUGCAUGGUUUGGCUGACUCUGAUGGUGCUUUUGAGGAUAUCGAAAAAGAGAGGAACAAUUUGGUGGGUUUCCAAGCCAAGAAGCCUUGGGAGCUCUUCGGUGACCGUAGUUUACGCUGGCAGCUUCUCACCAUCAUACUGCUGAACACUGCUCAGCAGUUAAAUGGCAUUAAUGCUAUCUAUUUCUAUGCUGAUUACGUUUUCCGUCAAUCUGGUAUUCCUAUCGAUAAAAUACCAUAUGCCACUGUUGGCACAGGUGCCUGCGAAUGCCUUACAGCUUUAACAUGUGGUAUGCUCAUUGAAUGUCUGGGAAGGAAGGUCCUCAUCAUGGGGGGAUACAUACUGAUGAGUAUCUGCUCUGUUUUUUUCACGCUCACGCUUACUUUCCAGGAUGUCAGCCCAGUUUUUCCAUACUUGAGCAUGGCAUGUGUUUUUGCUUUCAUCUUGAGUUUUGGCUUGGGGCCAGGUGGUGUAACUAAUAUCCUGACCACAGAGCUGUUCACACAAACCGCUCGGCCUGCUGCGUUCAUAAUCGCAGGUUCAGUCAAUUGGCUCAGCUUCUUCUUCAUUAGCUUGGUUUUUCCCUUCAUUGUGAUUGGGCUACAGCAGUACUGCUUCCUGGUCUUCUUGGGAGUCUGCACCUCUGUGGCUACCUACAUUUUCUUUUUUAUCCCUGAAACAAAGAACAAAACCUUUGUGGAAAUACAAAAUGAGUUCCAGUCAUCUAAGAAGAAUAAGUUCUCCAGUUCAGAUGGAGCAGGGACUAUACUCUUAUCAACAUCCAUUUAAUGCUGCUAAUGCUCCUGAGACUAACUGUAACCUUUAUCACUUAUUGAUCUUUAUUCACUUCCACACCUGAACACCUAAACUAUCAAAUAGAUGGCACUACAUAGUAAAUGUCUAGAAAUAGAGAAAAAUAAGACCUUGUUAUAUCAUUAGAGGUGUUGGCUUAUACUACCUCUAUAAAGGGUGCUCUAUUUAAAGUUUUAAAUAAAGUUAAUUUAAUAUAGAUAUCCCUUCUUCCCACUGCAGCUGUGUGGUCGUUACUAAUCCCUCUGAAAUGCAUGUGGUCUGAACGACAGAAACGUAACCAUGUUUUAUAUUUGCAAGGCUAAAAAGUGCAUCAGCAAGUACAAUUACCGUAAACUGUGGUGCUUAAAAGUGUUAAUAAAAACAGAAGUGUAAUUUAUAAAUAAGUAGAAAUAUUUUGUUGCUUUGGCUGUUUAUGAAAAAAUAAUAAUAAUAGAAAUUGAAAAUA
Molecule: messenger RNA, 2110 nt
Organism: Cyprinodon tularosa
Lineage: Eukaryota; Metazoa; Chordata; Actinopteri; Cyprinodontiformes; Cyprinodontidae
Product: solute carrier family 2, facilitated glucose transporter member 11-like
Exons: 12
Coding region: 106-1641 (511 amino acids)
Biological process (GO): monosaccharide transmembrane transport
Cellular component (GO): membrane
Molecular function (GO): hexose transmembrane transporter activity
Source: RefSeq, a predicted model, not a curated record